UAUUUAUUUCUACAUAAAUGUCACCCAGAAAAGAAAUGUAUGUAUGAUCGUUUAUAGAGAACGUAAAAUUGUUUGAAACCGCAGUGUAAUUUCUGUUAAAAAGUAUUUUGUACAGAGAAAUCCACUUAGACACACAGCGUGCAACAAAUUACAGUAUCGUAUGCAGGUUCAUAAUAAAUUUCGUAUAAAAUGGAAGCUAUAACCGCUGUAGCCCAAGACCCAGAAUCUGAUAUGGAUUGUUCUGAUAAUGAAGGUUUUGAUGACUACGAUUAUUAUAACGCAACAGAAGACAACGACAUUGAACAGGUGGACCCUAGUAAAACGGAUCCUGAACAUUUCGAAUAUGAAUGUCUCACAGAAGAACAGGUAGAGCGACUUCUCAACGAAACUGUCGAAAUAUUGAGUAACAAUUUACAAAUUACUCCUUCUCUUGCCAAAGUUUUAUUACAUUCACAUUCAUGGGCCGUUACAAGUAUUAUAUCCAAAUAUAGAAGUAAUCCCGAUAAUUUACUUAUUAACUCUAAAGUGAAGCCUGUAACAACCCCUUCUACUUCAAGCACAUGUUCAAGAUACAUGACCUGUCCGGUGUGCGUCUCUCCGCAAGUCAACGAGAGGUUUUUUAGCCUUUCUUGUUUGCACUCAUUUUGCAAAGACUGUUGGACAACGCAUUUUGAAGUUCAAAUUGGUCAGGGUAUUUCUACUGCCAUUAGCUGUAUGGCUCGAGAAUGUGAAGUGCUAGCCCCCGAAGAUUUCGUUUUGAAACACCUUUCGCGUACAACAAUGAGGGAGAAAUUUCAACAGUACUCGUUUCAAGACUAUGUCAAGUCGCAUCCCGAAUUACGCUUCUGUCCAGGACCGAAUUGUCAGGUUGUUGUUCGUAGCAGGGAGCUGAAGGCAAAGCGAUCCGUCUGUUGUCAGUGUAAGACGAUUUUCUGCUUUAAAUGUGGAAUGGAUUACCACGCACCAACAGAUUGUCUCACAAUAAAGAAAUGGUUGACGAAAUGUGCAGAUGACAGCGAAACUGCAAAUUACAUUAGCGCUCACACCAAAGAUUGUCCCAAUUGUCACAUAUGUAUUGAAAAAAAUGGCGGAUGCAAUCACAUGCAGUGUUACAAUUGUAAAUACGACUUCUGUUGGAUGUGUUUAGGUGACUGGAAAGCUCACGGUUCCGAGUAUUACGAGUGCUCUCGAUACAAAGAAAAUCCUAACAUCGCGCACGAAUCGGUACACGCGCAGGCGAGAGAAGCGCUAAAGAAGUAUCUGCAUUACUACGAAAGAUGGGAGAACCAUUCGAAAUCGUUAAAAUUGGAAGCUCACACGUUGGAGAAACUUAAAGCACGAAUUAAUCAAAAAGUAAUGUCCGGUUUAGGUACCUGGAUCGACUGGCAAUACCUGUUUACAGCUGCCGCACUUUUGGCAAAGUGUCGGUACACAUUGCAAUACACGUAUCCGUAUGCAUAUUACAUGGAGACCGGCCCUCGAAAGGAGCUUUUCGAAUAUCAGCAGGCGCAAUUGGAAGCGGAGAUUGAAAAUCUUUCUUGGAAGAUUGAACGCGCCGAAACGACCGAUAGGGGCGAUUUGGAAAAUCAAAUGGAUAUAGCGGAGAAACGUAGAACUACCCUUUUAAAGGAUUUCUUAGACGUGUGAUAUUUUAUUUUAAGAUAUUUAAUCAAUGUUAACUUUAAGUAAUUGUGUAUGACUAUGAUUAACAGCAGCUUGUAAAGUUCGGUCAGGUUUAUUUUACAAACUUAUGCAGAUACUUUUAUAUUGUCCACAUUUAGCUUCUCAGGGUGAACCUCUACAGUACUGGCAGCUUAUACUGUUUCACUUUUGUUACAUUAAUGAUAGGAUUGUAGGUUCACUCCAUAUCUUCACACUUUUUAUAGAUUCGCAGUUUAGCCUAUUUUACCGUAAGAAGAAAUGACGCUGGGUGUGUUAUAUUGAUAACGUAAAAGACAAGAUUGUGUAUGUGUGAAGAUUAGAAAUCGAAUGAACGAUUAGUAUAUUAAACGCAUUUGUGAAUAACGUUGUAAUGGCGGAGUAUUAGCUGUUAUUAAUAGAAAAAAAAGAAUUCAUAUACAAACAAAGAGAGAAGCAUAUUUGUGGCAAUGAAAAUUGUGUCCGUCCAUCAGAGUAAAGUUUUGUCAGGUGUGACCUUAAGAAGCAUGCUUACAGUCGACAUGUGCAAAAAACAAGAAAAAAGAACACCCGUUUACCAUACCAUGCUCUCUAUAAUUCAGAAAAUGUCUAUGAAAAGUACAA
This is a messenger RNA of Photinus pyralis (common eastern firefly), 2262 nucleotides long. RefSeq names its product potential E3 ubiquitin-protein ligase ariadne-2 (gene ari-2). Gene Ontology annotation, molecular function: zinc ion binding; ubiquitin protein ligase activity; ubiquitin conjugating enzyme binding. Gene Ontology annotation, cellular component: ubiquitin ligase complex; cytoplasm. The record is from RefSeq and is a predicted model, not a curated record. The coding region runs from base 190 to 1647 and encodes 485 amino acids. Lineage: Eukaryota; Metazoa; Arthropoda; Insecta; Coleoptera; Lampyridae. Gene Ontology annotation, biological process: ubiquitin-dependent protein catabolic process; positive regulation of proteasomal ubiquitin-dependent protein catabolic process; protein polyubiquitination. The transcript is spliced from 4 exons.